Messenger RNA from Salvia hispanica, 1942 nucleotides. Its product is annotated as endoglucanase 10-like. The record is from RefSeq and is a predicted model, not a curated record. Gene Ontology annotation, biological process: carbohydrate metabolic process. Gene Ontology annotation, molecular function: hydrolase activity, hydrolyzing O-glycosyl compounds. NCBI's taxonomy places the organism in Eukaryota, Viridiplantae, Streptophyta, Magnoliopsida, Lamiales, Lamiaceae.
AUUACUACUACUUGUGCAUACGCAUUUUCAUUUCCCUCGAUUAUAAAAUAUUUGCUGAAUUUUAGAGAUUUCAAGAACUUGGGUCUUGUCAAAAUCUAAUCUUUUGCAGUCGGGAAGACAUACAUUUCUCAUAUCUCUCUCUCUCUGGAAGAAAAUGGGGGAGAAGAGUAGUUCGAAAGGAGGUUGGUGCAGUUGGUUUAUAGCCUUCAUAGUUUCGGGUGUUGUGGCUUUGGCUGUUUUCUUCACUGUUAGAUCCAAGAUUCACAAAUCUGACUCUGGACCUGCCCCUGUUCCUGGCCCUCCCGGCGCCAUUGACAAGAAAUAUGCUGAUGCUCUCAAGGUUGCAACCCAGUUUCUCGACAUACAAAAAUCUGGAAAGCUGGAGGAUAAUCGGAUUACUUGGAGGGGGGAUUCGGCUUUGGAUGACGGGAGUGAGGCAAAAUUGGAUCUUUCCAAGGGAAUGUACGAUGCCGGUGAUCAUAUGAAGUUUGGAUUUCCCAUGGCUUUCACUGCCACAGUGUUGUCGUGGUCCAUCCUCGAGUAUGGCGACCAAAUGAAGGCUGUAGAUCAGUUGGAGCCCGUCCAAGGCUCUCUUAAGUGGAUCACAGACUUCCUCAUUAACGCUCAUCCUACUGAUAAUGUGUUAUACAUUCAGGUGGGGAGCCCUAAAAUGGACCAUAGCUGUUGGGAGAGACCCGAGGACAUGAACGAGGCAAGGCCUCUCACGCAGGUGAACACGUCUGCUCCAGGAACCGAUGUUGCUGCAGAAACAGCAGCUGCUCUAGCAUCAGCAUCUCUGGUGUUUAGGAGCAGCGAUUCUGCGUACUCAGCCACACUUCUCAAGCAUGCUAAACAAUUAUUUACUUUCGCGGACAAAUACAGAGGAUCGUAUAGUGCCAGCAUUCCCGAAGUGCAAACAUUCUACAACUCCACUGGCUUCGGUGAUGAGCUCUUGUGGGCAGCAAGUUGGCUCUUUCAUGCAACACGGGAUCGAUCAUACAUGGAAUACCUGACUGGAAAGAAUGGCGAAGAUUUCGCUGAUUGGGGCGGCCCAACGUGGUUUAGCUGGGACAACAAGCUGGCGGGAGUGCAGGUUCUCCUGUCUCGAGUCUCCUUCUUCGGAUCAAAGGACGUCUCCAAUUCCAACGUUCUCAACAAGUAUAGAGAGUCGGCAGAAGCAGUCAUGUGUGGUCUAUUACCCAAAUCUCCAACUGCUACCACUAGCAGAACACACAGUGGAUUAGUAUGGAUAAGUCAAUGGAACGCCUUACAGCAUCCCGUCGCCUCAGCCUUUCUUGCGGUCAUAUACAGCGAUUACAUGCUCUCGUCCCGAACAGCAAAGUUGUCUUGUAACGGAAGAGAUUUCAGGCCGUCAGAUCUGCGAAAGUUCGCAAUAUCUCAGGCAGAUUUUGUAUUGGGAAACAACCCUCUGAAAAUGAGUUUUCUUGUGGGCUAUGGAGAUAAGUAUCCCCAAUAUGUCCAUCACAGAGGAGCCUCAAUUCCAACUGAUGCAACGACCGGUUGCAAGGACGGUUUCAAAUGGCUCGAGUCGGAACAGCCAAACCCUAACGUUGCGAUGGGGGCGCUAGUCGGUGGGCCAUUUCUCAACGAGUCAUUCGUGGAUUCAAGAAACAACUCGAUGCAAACUGAACCGAGCACCUACAACAGCGCAGUUAUAAUUGGCCUUCUCUCAGCUCUGGUGACUACAUCGUCCGUCACUCAAUCUUUCACGUAGAAAACCGUUCGUUCGCUUGCUGCACCAUUUCAUGCUUAGAUUUUUUUCAUAUUUAGAGUGCUUCUUAGGGAAUGUGCUUUAUGUGCAUAUCUAUCCAUCUUGAGUGUAAAUUUUGUAGUAAAUGCUUGAACUUGUUGUCUUGUUCUAUAUAUGUAUGCUUACAUGGAUGCUAGUUGAUUGCAUACAAGUGCCUAAUUGUUAUUGAAA